AUGUCGGUGUUACUUGACAAUGACGUCCGUAUUGAAUAUCUCGGUACAAAUCCUACACCAGAUGUACCAAUUUAUUCCAUAAUAUUAUUAUCUUUAAUUGGUCAUACGAUUAUAUUUUACUGUCUUCCAUCAUCGAUCAAGCCCAUGACUAAAAGUGUCCUUACUAAAGUGGGUCAUCCAUGUCAUUUUUAUUUAUUGAUGGAAGAGCUUUCAACAAUACCUCUCAAUCUUCGAUCAAUCUAUCAUGAUCGCCCAUGUGCUUAUAAAGGAUUUUCAAUAUUAUUUGCAAUCACUUUUAUUUCAAGUCGUUUAAUUUACGGAACAAUUAUUUGUGUUUAUACAUUUCUAAGUGGACCGCGUUUUAUUGAAUUGGCUUUGAAAGCAGGCGAUAUGAAAAGUGUGAUAUUAGUUACAAUUCAAAUCACUCUCUGCCUCUCAGCACGAUGUCUUAAUUUCUAUUGGGGUGCUUUGAUUGCACGUAAAAUAUGUCGUCCAAAAAACUUAAAGAAACCAAAAGCUGCACUAAACGAUAUAAAUGACAAAAAGAAAACUUCAUAA
Rotaria sp. Silwood2 is the source of this 558-nucleotide messenger RNA. The record is from the annotation of a GenBank genome assembly. NCBI's taxonomy places the organism in Eukaryota, Metazoa, Rotifera, Eurotatoria, Philodinida, Philodinidae.